AUGAUUUACCCCGCGGCAGGAGCGAGCGAGGCCGGCUUGAGCGUCUCCAGAGCGCCGCUUAGCUCCGCCGCGUUUGACGCCUUCAGUCCGGACGCGUUCAGAGACGAGACAAACCUAAACAAGUGCAGUGUGUUGAGCGGACUGAUGGAUCAGGCUUUGUUCAGCCCGCACACACCUCCGUCGGAGACGAGUGAGCCGUUAAACGACAGCGUGUCUCCCGGAUCGGAUCUGGAGUCCGGCAGCGAGUCGGAGAAACCCAAAGAAGAGCUUUCCAAAAUGAGCGGGCGAAACCCCGCUGCUGUUCUGACGAAGAUCUUCCCUCGUGUCAAGCGAGACGCUCUUGAGUCGGCGCUGAAGGCCUGCUCGGGAGACGUGGUGAGGGCCAUUGAACUGCUGCUCGGUUCUCAGGAGGGCCAGAACUCAAGCGGAGACGUUCCUCUGUCGGAGAACCUCCCCAUCUCACGGUCGUCUGCCGUCUGCCUCACAGAAGCUCCUCUAAGACACUUCAGCUCCAGAUCAGCGUUCUCUCCCCUCCACGCCUCCUCCGGUUUGCUGGGUUUAAAUCCUCGCUUUGCCAUCGCUCCGCUGCGAGUCGCCUACUCAACACCCAGCUUCAUUCCUCCGUAUCUGACGCCUGCGUUUGUCCCGGCGCUGUCCCUGCGGCCCCCAGCAGACUAUCCGCUCCCCGGGGCCCUGCGGGACCUUCCUUACCCCAAAGACACUUUCAGCCCCACAGUGUUUUACUCCAGCCUCAGCAACGACAAAUAAUCCAAGCCUCAGUCUCUUUCUUUAUUAAACUACUGUACAGUGUACAAGCGUGUCGUGAUUUGAGAUCGAGUCACAAGCAGCUCAUGGAAGUAAUUACAGUUUUA
Messenger RNA from Sinocyclocheilus anshuiensis, 872 nucleotides. RefSeq names its product doublesex- and mab-3-related transcription factor A1-like. The transcript is spliced from 2 exons. NCBI's taxonomy places the organism in Eukaryota, Metazoa, Chordata, Actinopteri, Cypriniformes, Cyprinidae. Gene Ontology annotation, molecular function: protein binding. The record is from RefSeq and is a predicted model, not a curated record. Bases 1 to 768 code for a protein of 255 amino acids.